Molecule: messenger RNA, 1737 nt
Organism: Capronia epimyces CBS 606.96
Lineage: Eukaryota; Fungi; Ascomycota; Eurotiomycetes; Chaetothyriales; Herpotrichiellaceae
Product: phosphate-repressible phosphate permease
Exons: 6
Coding region: 1-1737 (578 amino acids)
Biological process (GO): phosphate ion transmembrane transport
Cellular component (GO): membrane
Source: RefSeq, a predicted model, not a curated record
AUGUAUCUUCAUCAAUUCGACUAUCUGUUUGCCAUUGGCACCAUCUUCGCCUUCCUCGAUGCAUGGAACAUUGGUGCCAAUGAUGUUGCCAACUCCUUUGCUACCUCAGUAUCGUCCCGUUCUUUGACCUAUAUUCAGGCCAUGUGCAUUGGCUCAGUGAUGGAAUUUACUGGAAGUAUCGCUGUGGGUGCUCGUGUAUCUGAUACAAUCCGCACCAAAAUCGUCGACGUGACCUUGUUCGAAGACAAUCCGGCGCUGUUGAUGCUCGGUAUGGUGUGUGCCGUGUGUGCAUCUUCCCUCUACUUGACGUUUGCAACGAGAUUUGGCAUGCCCGUCUCGACCACCCAUUCCAUCAUGGGUGGUAUUCUGGGAAUGGGUAUUGCAGCAGUGGGCACGGAUGGUAUCCAAUGGUGGGGUGGCAAUAUCAAUUCCGGCGUCACCCAGGUCUUUCUUGGUUGGGUCAUUGCUCCGGUCCUUGCUGGUGCCUUUGGGGCUGUAAUAUUUCUCAUCACCAAGUACGGCGUUAUGCUUCGCAAGAACCCUGUCAUGAAGGCUUUUGUGACCGUCCCGAUCUACUUCGGCGUCACAUCUGCACUCCUCACCAUGCUCAUCGUCUGGAAGGGUGGCUCUGCUAAGAUCAAAAUCAGCGACGCCGAGACCGUCGGGGUCAUUAUCGGGGUGGGAGCUGGCGUCGCCCUCCUGGUGACAAUCUUUUUCCUUCCAUGGUUGUACUGUGUGUUGAUCAGAAAUGACUGGCAACUAAGGUGGUGGCACAUCCCCCUGGGUCCUCUCCUCCUUCGUCGUGGCGAAGUCCUGCCUCCCCCCGCCGGCCAUAACGCUGUACGAGACUAUUACCGCGGCCACCUGACCAUGGAACAACUUCAAGCUAAACGCGCCGCCCAGAAGACGAAAUCUGAGAACAAUGAGCACAACGGAGCGGCCUCGCACGAGAAAGGUUUCAAUACACCGGAUGACAUGAUUCACUCGGAUAGCGAAGGUGCAGCAACUCCUGUCAUGGCAGAGGCUCAAACAUACUCCAUAAUCGGCCCUCGCCCAGAGGGAGGCAAGUUUCACCCGGCCGUUCUGUUUUGGCAUUUCAAGCGUGUCUUCUUUCAUGGGGUUGAGCAGGACGUGAUCAGCAUGCAGAAGAAGAACGGCAUCCUGACUGGCGACAUUGAGGCCAUCCACGCCCGUGCAACUCACUACGACAACAGAGCCGAGUAUAUGUACUCGUUCCUCCAGGCUAUGACCGCUGCGACGGCCUCAUUUACCCAUGGCGCCAAUGACGUGUCAAAUGCUAUUGGGCCCUAUACAACCAUCUACUAUAUCUGGUCGACCAAUCAACUUAAAUCCAAGACACCUGUGCCUUACUGGAUCUUGGCUUUUGGAGGCGCUGCUAUCGUGAUUGGCCUCUGGACCUACGGCUACAACAUUAUGCGUAACCUUGGUAACCGAAUAACACUUCAUUCGCCUUCGCGAGGCUUCUCCAUGGAGCUGGGCUCUGCAAUCACCGUCAUCGUGGCCACUAGGCUCAAGCUCCCGGUGUCGACCACCCAGUGUAUCUCCGGUGCGACGGUGGGAGUGGGUCUCUGCGCGGGAACUUGGAGGACCAUCAACUGGAGGAUGGUGGCCUGGAUUUACAUGGGAUGGAUCAUAACUCUUCCUGUGACCGGUAUCAUCUCUGGGUGCAUCAUGGGCAUCAUCAUCAACGCCCCCCGCUGGGGGAUUGCCCUGUGA